AGAGGGGGGAGAGAGAGAGAGAGAGAGAGGCAUUUCAGCUUUAGCUUAAUUGGCUUAUUUCCUCAAACCGAUUGCUUUGUCGCGUUUCUUUAUGUAUUUUUGGUUGCAAAUUGCGAAGCGAUUAACUGGAAUGGGUGUUGGAGUGUGGGGGAUAGCAUAGGAAAGUACUGGGAACCGUCAGUCAGUCGCGGUGGCCUUGAGAGAUCAAAAGGUGCUGAAAGCCCCCUGCCCGCAAAACACACCUCUAGUUAUUGGGGCGCGAGAGAAAUGUAGAUUCUAAUAAACAUGGCUUGCAGGAGUCGAUGAACAAAGGUACUUAAUGCGGACCUAAGCCUCCGCUGAUAUUGUUCCGCUAGCAGUAUCUAAAUAUUCAAAAGCGAAGUGUAAGUUGAUCAACAAACGCCCUAAUGGUAUUGGGCUUUUUCCCUUUUCUGUUUUUGUGUGGAGGGUGGAGAAGAGGGGGAGGGUGGAUGGGUGGGGGAAAUCCGACAGCUUAAGGAGGCUUGAAUUGAAUAUGCACCCAGCGGCAGUGGUCUCGUAGGAAAUGGUGUUCUCGUAAGUCAGGCUGCCCCGCUCAAGCACGAGAGAGCUUUGGUUAGAGCUCAGAGCGUCAGUUCUGCUGCGAGUGCUGCCGGCAGUCGGCCCGGGUUGAGCUGUCCACUCGUCCAGGUGCUGAAGCUGGUGGAACAUUGGGGUUCUCUGGCUGCCAUGGCACUCAAUCAAACCACCUAGAGUGGACUGGCCGAGACCAGACUGGGUACCAAGCAGAGAAGUGCAGAGGAAGGCACUGGGAGAGCACCAGAAUUGGAAAUAGAGCGGCCAUUUGGAUUUGGGCAGGAAGCAGCCGAGCACAGCUUUGGAUCCUUCUUUAGGGAAAUCGAGUUAUGGAUUUAUGGUCCCGGUCAAGCUCAGCCCAUCCCCAGCCAGGGGCGGGCUCAGCGAGCAGCAAGAGUUCUGGUGGCGGCGGCGGCGGCAGUAGCAGCGGCAGCGGUAGCAGCGGCAGCGGCAGCUUGGUCCUCUGACUCUCUUCGGUGACGGGUAUUCUUGGGUGGAUAAUACGGAUUACGUUGUUAUUGCUUAAGAAUACGCGUAGUCGAGGAGAGUACCAGCGGCAGGGGGGCAGCGGCCGCCCUCCCCAGCCCACCAGCUGGCCACUAAACGCCCGUGGUUGCCAAGGUAGCACUUUCUUGUUCUUUUCAUUUCCUCGGGUGUUUUCGCACUGGUUCCACCGGAAAGGCUGUGCGCUGCGCCUCUGGUGACCAGGACUGGAAAAUGGGUUCGCGCAGGGGGCGGGGGGCAAGGUGAAGGGGAUGGGCGGGGAGAGGAAGGGGGUCCGUUCCCCCGAGCCUGUGGGGCGGUUCUGCGUCCCCUGCCCGCUCCUCUCAUCUCCACGGUGGGGUGCGACUCGGGGGAGACACGCGUUCUGGGCAAUUUUCUAAAGUUGGGAACGACUGAAAGGCCUUGACAGUUUGGGAGCGUCGCGAGUGAGGUGCUGAAGCUGGGCAAAGGGUCGCUGGGGGCUGCCUCCGCAGAAAGGGCGUGUCCGUGGGCGAAGGUGCCCCCACAAGCCUGCGGAAGCGCGUGACUUCGCGAAUCCCGGGCCCGGGGCGGUGCCGGAGCCCCACCCCCGGCCGGCCGCGCCGCUCCGCAACCAGACUAGGCGGUCGAGCUGGGGAGGGGGCGGGGGUCCGGGGGCUGGGUCCCCGCGGAACUUCCAGAUCGGAAGUGUGGCGGGUCUCUCAGGAACGCAUAUUUUCUUUUCGGAUUCUCCGAGAAGGGGUGGAGAAACAGGAUGGGAACCGGAUUGGUUGCAGUGUGGCACAGACCUGGAACCUUCCUGAAAGAGGUUGGGGCAGGCAGUGACUGUUCAGACGUCCAAUCUCUUUGGGACACCUCUUCAGCGCUGUCUUCCCUGCCUCUGCCUUUAGGACGAGUCUCAAACACCAACAAACUCAAGGCACGUCCCCUCUCUCAGGUCAGCUGCGAAGGGACGGGAGCAAGAGAGAGCCUCUCCCUCCUUCUACUUCGAGUUUUUGUUUGUUUCAAAAUAUUAAUGGACGAUAAAACAACACGGAUUUGUCACCUCCUAGCGAAGAGGAAGCUACCGCCACCAACCCCCUCAAGCAUGCCCGGGCACUUCUGGGGACAAUCGGACGUGGCAGGAGUUGGCAUGCCCAAGAUGGAGCUGGGAAGGAUGACCCAGAGUGGAAGGCGUGGGCCAGUGAUCCAGGUCUCAGCUUUCGCCGGCGUCGAACCACACAACUUUGCCAGCUUUGCACUUUGCCUUUCCCUAUUGUGAGGCAUCUGGGACCGUCCUAUCAAGGCGCUUCAAAAGUGUAAGGACAGAGUGCUGGGGACAAGAACGUACCAGGGGCCCAGAAGAAUUCACUAGCGCGGCCAAACACUAAGACCAGGUUUCCUCCCUGCGUAGUGGUCGUUGGUUGUGCACGGGCUGCGCACGAAGACUGAAUUUCUGAGAAAUGGAAACUGCAGGAGAAAAAUCAAAUAAACUUAGAGGCCUGCGAAGCUCUCCCUCUCGUCGCUCUGGGAUCCCUCUAAGCUGACCUGCAACUCAUACACCUUCUCCCCCUGGAGGAUGGGCCUUUCCCAGGCACGAAGUGCGUCUGCCCCACUGUGCUCUUGCCCACAAGAGUGGUCUGAAUCCUGGAGAGGCUGAUACCGAGGUGUCUUAAAGGAGGCAGACACACUCUCAUGCUUCCCCACCUAGGGUUUCGCCUUUCUUCUAAUAUUUAGGAUUCCCAGUGAAGGGUGCUCCACACACACCCUCUCCCCACCCCUAAUCCCACCCCAUUGUGUCUGAUCCCACAAUUACUCCCAGGGUAUCUAUACUCACAGUUUUUGCGCUCAAAAAACAUUGCUGUCUGCAGGGAACGGGUGGAGCCCUUCUCAGAAGCUCCCGGGGGCGAGUCCAUUUUAAGAAUGAGUUGAAGUAGGAAAGAAAACACAGAUGCUGUCUUUGCAUUCGACAUUCUAUCACCAGCAAGAGAAUAUGUAACUCCUGUUCUUUCCUUCAUUAUUCCAUGAAUUACCUUCUUUCUCUAGGGAUCCACCAGUUGGUGAUUUAGGGCUUUUAAAUAUUGUGCUUGUUAUGUAUUUAACAAAAUGCAAUAUGUCUACUGGUGGCAUUGUUUCAUUGGGAAAUUAGAAAAGUAGAAGCUACAUACUUUAGCUCCUAGGUGGUCUCUAGAAAGUUGGCCUCAUGCUGGUUGGCUAAAUAAGAAGUGUUUAGGAUUUGAAAGGAAGAAAGAGAGUUGAAGGCCUGGUGACAGAGUUUGUGAGAAACCAAAGAUGUAACACUCUGGCAUUUGUUGAGGGGAUGAGGAAGAACUUUUGAAAAAUAAGCUAUUCUAUUCAGUUUCGUGCAGAUUUAUUGCAGUUGCUUCAUCGAAGAAGAGUAAUGUUUAGAGUGGAAUAAUUGCAGAUGCUAGUGAUUAAAUCUAAAGGAAACCUCUACUCAUAGUUAACAAAGUAUUUUUGUUGUUGUUGUUUAAAUACUUAUCUCAUUGCUUUCUUUCCUUUGCAGAAUCAUUUUCCUAUAAAAACUUCCAUUAGGUGUCAGUCUGACUGAACUGGUUCUUAUUUAAGUUUGGGGUGAAAAUGUUCCAUCAUCAGACCUUUUAAGAUAAGAAAGUGGGAAAAAUUAAAACUUUAUUAAGUUGAAAUUACUGGAGGUAAUUUUUAUUGUUACAAGGCAGCUUUUUUCUUUCCAGAAAAAUAAUUUAAAAGUCUAUCACCACUAGUCAAUUACUGAUUUUGCCCUGUCACUGUCCAUAGCCAAGAUUAAGGAAGUACAAAAUGCUUGUUUGUGCUUUUCAUGCUAGAUCCAAGUAGUAUUAAGUAGUCAUAAUUUUUGGAUGGCUUUUCAAUUGAUGUCCUAAUACUAGAAGGGUAAGCAGCCUUUUCUAAUAUUUGUUUUGCUUUACAAAGGUGAUAUAAAUUUUUCCUGAAAAAAGGAACACAGAUUCAGCUUAAGCUGUUCAUUUGACAAUACUGAGGGCACAGUAAAGGAGAAGGGAGACAAAUUGUGAAAAUUACUUUUGUCCACCAGUUUUACUUUAAUAAAGCCUGCCUAAAUACUCAGAAUUUAUGAACACAAUUUGUGAUGUAUAGGUGGGAGAUUUUAGGUUGCCCAUUUAAAUUUAUAUAAUGUCUAUAAAUGAUCAAUUUUAUACUAUAAUAUUCAUUAAUAAGUGUAAGAAGAAACAUCAGCUCGAUUGGUCGUUUGCUACCGGGUCCCAAGUAAGCAGAUUGAUAGAAACUGCAUUUUUCAGAAAAUUUGCUUAUUUUAUUCUUUGUAUUUGUGAAUCCUGUUCUGAUGUUGUUGCUUGAAUAGAAUUGUGGGGAGUGGUGAUGGUAUUCAUGGUUAAAGAUCCAUAGAGCAUCAUGACAACCCCGUGAACUUUCCCCGAGGCCAUUGUGAGCCCUAGAAUGAUGUGGCUGUUGGUGUCAGAGCAAUGGCAAUCUAGAACCAGAACAGAGGUCCCAGUGAAAGUCCAAGCAAAGGCAAGAAACGAUGAAGUAGCAUUCUGAUGGAAGGAAUAUUCCAUAAACCCUAUUAUCAAUUUUUGUCUUAUGUUCCACAUUAGUCAUGAGAAAUAUUCAAAUAUAAAAAUAUACAACAAAGGUAGAGAUGAUGGGUGUAUUGGGAAACAUUUUUGUGUUUUAUGUAGGGCAGAGGAGAAGUACUAAGGACAUAGAAGGAAAGACAGCAUAAGGCCAUCACAGUUGUUCACCAUCUUGUCAAUAUGUACAGGUGCAGCUACCAUUGUAUUACAGAAAUGACAGAAUGAUGUUCUUACAGUGUUGGAAAGUAGUGUAUUCUGCAUAGGAGACUUACUAUUUAAAAGUAAAUUUCUUUUGGAUGUAUUUUCAGUAAGAAGAAAAAAUGGAAUAAUGACAUCAGAAUAUUUAAGGACUUUUAAAUCAUUUAGCUAUUGAAUUUAGUUAUUGAUAGCUGUACAACUAUAAACACGAAUGCUAAAUAGAUUUUAAGCAAAUAGCUUUGUAGUACAAUUUGUUUUUUAAAUGUUUUCAGAUUUUUAUCUUAGUGCUUAUACUUUAAAUCAUGACUUACAAGUCUUAUGUUUAAGUCUAGAAAACAUUUUGUAUGAGUGUAUAAAAUAAACAUUUUAGUUGAGGAAACAAUGCAGUUCAUCCAAAAAAAACAUAAGCCAGAAAAGAUAUAUUAUAAAAUUUAAAAUUUCUUGAAAUGUGUUUAUUACCCAGUAAUUAGUCGAGUUUGUGGAGGGCAGCCUAACAAUAAAAUCAGUAUAUCUGUAUAUUUGUAUCAUUGACCAGCUCAAAAAUGUAUUGCCAACUAUAUCUUGUGAGUUCUGAGUUCUGUUAUCCUGGCUAAUAAUAAUGUGAGCUAAGCAAGGCAGUCUGAUCUUCAACACAAUUAAAAUAUUAUAAUGCAUAUGCAAGGGUAAAGACAACACUUCAUUUGCUUUGUUUGUGGAAAAGCCCUUUGAGACUCCUAGUAUUUGAAAAUAUAUACAUAUAUAGUAGAUCAAGCUAGAACCAAAUGUUAAAAACCUGAGUCCUAAAGCAUGCAGUUCAAAGAUUUUAAAUAAGGGUUAUUGCCUUUAUUAAUUUUAAACCAAUACUGAAUCUCAUUCAGUUAAAUUACGAACUAAAGAAGACAUAUUGCUGGAAUCUGUUAAUACUAUGUUUUCAGUUCAAAUGCAAUUUAUAUCAUAAUAUGCUUUUUAAAAAGUUGACAAACUAUAUUACAAUAGUGACAUAAUUGCAUAAUUUGAAAGUAGUGUCUAUUUGUAAACUUGAAUGAAAUGUGUGCUUUUUGGAAACACUUUUUUUGAAAAGAUUAUUUUUAUAAAAAUGAUACAUUUUAAUUGGAAAAUUGAUAUUUCUUGCAAUUUUGUUUUUAAAAUUUGUAUUCAAUACAUGAGUGAGUAUUAAUUGUUUGAAGCUUAUUUUUGUCUCUCUAAGCUAGUGUAGUCAAUUUCAAGAACUGGUUCAAACAAGUCUCAAGAUAAACUAAAAAUUACUCAUUUAAAAUAGUUUUUUAUAUAUCUGCCAAAUAGUCCGCUAGUUUUUGUACUCCAAGAAGAAUGAAUGAAUGAAUGAAUGAAUGUCAUGCCUGCUAUUCUGUCAGAAGCAGAUAUGAGAAAAAGAUCUUUUCCUUUGUAAAAGAAAUAUAUCAUGAUAAGACUUCCAAAUAUCCUGGAUUGUUUUACAGGUAACUACACAGGAAUUAAAGUUGUAAAAUGAUUACUUUAUGGAUCCAGUUUCAUGUAGUUUUUUUCAUAACUGUUAUUUAUAUAGGAUUUGGUGUUUACUGAAACAAAGCAAAUUAGAGAAUUGAGGCCGUUACACGGAGAAAUCUCAAAUUUCAUUUUGUCCCUCAUGACAUGAUACUUAAGGAGAGAGAAUCUCUCCUGUGGUAGAAAGAACUUUGGAAUAAGACUAGAAAUUCUGAUUUCGAGUACAGAUUCUGUUGUGAACUAUGACAAUGGACCUGUCACACAGCUUGCCUUGUCUUCGGUUGUCUCAUCCAUAAGAAGGGCUAGAUUUAGAUUCGCUUAAAGCCUUUUUACCUCUUUAGGGUUCCAUUUCAAAGAAAGUCUUUUUUUUUUUUUUUUUUUUGGUGGUCUGAAUUCUAUUCUUCAUUUCAUGUAAAGAUGGCGUGCCAAUUGAUAUCACAACUAAGAGAGAAGCUUUUAAAAAGUAUUCACCAACAUUUUGUCUUGGUAUUAAAUAAUAAAAUGGUCUUUAAGAUUUUUACUUAAAUUCUUAAAGCAUGAAACACAUGGAAAUAUUUGUUGCUUUUUCAUACUUCAUUUUUUAUUUGAAGUUUUA
This is a messenger RNA of Chlorocebus sabaeus (green monkey), 6840 nucleotides long. Lineage: Eukaryota; Metazoa; Chordata; Mammalia; Primates; Cercopithecidae. The record is from RefSeq and is a predicted model, not a curated record.